AAAAAAUUUUUUUAUUUACAGGAGGAACAACUUAGAAACCAUCACAGAAUGUUUCAUAGUAAUCAAUGUUACAUUUGCAAAUAUUGUGGCCAGACUGUCAAAUUACGACAAUCCAUGAUAAGGCAUCUUAAAGAAAAACAUAAUGAACAUGAGAGUGAAUGGAAAAAGGCAGGUGUUAUAAAUUCAAUGAUAAUCACGAAAAAAAAGGGUUCAGAAUUGCCCAGUGAGUCGAAAUUACUUUCAGAAGGAGAUGAUAGUCGAGGAAUAAAAUCUUCAUUAUCAACAUAUGCAAAUCAAGGAGGACAAAAAGUAACAUGUAACCAAAUAAUAAACAAAACAGUGUCGUCAGAUGUUUGUGAAAAAUCAGUGCCUUUAAAUAGUGAACAAUCUGGUGAUAAAAACAGUGGACAGAUUAUUUCAUCUUCCUGUACUGCUGAUACAGAAGAACCAAAUAAUCAUGUAGGAGAAGAAAGUUUGCCAAAUGUUUACUCAAAUGAGAAUGAACAUAUCACACAUUCAGUUGAUAACUGUAAUGAUUUGGAUUCUGAAAAUAAUUUAAAGAAAAUACAGACAGUUGGAAAUUCAGUUCAGAAAUUCAAAAGUAUGAGAGAAGAAUGUGAAGUUGAUUUACAAACAGAAUAGAUCAUUUCAGAAAGUCAUUAAGUAUCAGAUAGUUUAAUAAUGUGAAACUAAAAGAAAUAAUUGUUUGAAAUUAAGAUUCAAUAUUUUUACCAAAUCAUUAUUUAUAUAAUUUAAUUUGCAUUGCUUAUUUCAAGUUACUUCAGCAUUUCUUGGAAUUAAACAAAAAAUAAUAAGCAAUUUUGUUUUAUAUUGAAAUUUGCUGAGUAAAUUUCCAAAAGUAUUUCAAUCAUUUCAACAAUUAUUCUGAAUAAGAUAAAGUAUACUAUUAUUUGUAAUGAUGUGUAAUCAGAUUUUCUUUGAAAAUUUAUACAGUUUGGUAGCACUCACUAAAUAAAUAAAUAUGGAUGCAAAUUAUAUAUAAGAGUAGGCUUACCAUAAUAUUUUUUUUUCAAACCAGGACAAUUUUGAGAAAAUACUCACAACAGAAAAUAAAGCCUACUAGGAUAAAUCUUAUGAUUAAGGCUGUAUAAAAAGUUAACAAAAAAUGAGUUAAAAGCAAUUUUUAAUAACUCAACUGAACAUACCUUAUUAUUAAGACGUUAUUAAUAUUUAUCACUAGUGUGAACUUUCUUUAAAAAUUCUUUGUCACUUAAAUCAGUACUUUUAAAGUAUGAUAAUAUAUUUGAGGAAGUUCCUAUUGCUAUUAGGCUUGCUUUAUGUUUUGCACAUUUCAAGUGAUUUCUAAUGUCCAAACACCCAUGAGUUACUGAAAAUUCUGAAAAAUACAGUUCAUAUUUCACUUCGUUAAUAUGAUCACAGACUUCUUUCAAAAACAGAUAAUCCUUUUUUCAAUAUUCAGUAAACACAUGGUUUCUUUUUGGCAUUUUGGAGAUUAAAUUAAUAUGAUGUACAGUAGCAAAUGCCAACUAGCAAUUUGAAUUUGAACAAGAUAGGACAAACGUGGCCAGUGUAAGUUUCAAUGUUGCCAACUCUAAUUGAAACAAAAUAUUUAAAAAAAUGAAAUAAAAAUAUCUGGAUCUCAUAGGCCACAUGCUAUUAUAAAUUCUGUGAAAAAAUAUCUAGAUGAAAAAACAAAUAAAAACAUAUAAAUUCAUUAGGCCAUAUGCUAUAAAUUUUGGGGAAAACAUCUUGACAACAUUAAAAGUACUUAUAUCUAGAUACAAAAUAUUUAAAUUGACAACAGUGAGUGUAACAGAGGGGAUUAUUUAGUUGCCAAAUUGCUAUUUUACCCAUGGCUGCACUAUUUAUACUUCUUGUAUAUUUGGCACUUUUAAAAUUGUACCAAAUAACUGGGACAAAAUGACAAACUGGCUGGGAUGCCGGGACCACAUCAUCAAACCAGGACAAUCCUGAUCAAAACAUGACGUCUGGUAAGCCUAUAUAAGAGUAUAUUUACUGUUAAAUGAGUGUGUUCAUAUUUAUUUAUUUAUUAUACUAGAAAUGUAUUUGUUUACAUACAUACAUAUAUACAUACAUAUCCUUAUGCCCAAUGUGAAAAGGGUGAGCAGCAGGAAAAAGGAGACUAUAAUCUUACAAUCAAUCUUUGAACUAAAUGUGUUUAUUUGAACUUUAAAUUAUGUUGCCAUAGAUAAAGAUGACAUUGAAGAAUACAUAGAAUCACAAACUAUGAAUUUUAAGUGAUUAAUGAAUGUAUGAAACUUUUAAUUGGUUCAUCAGUGUGAAGAAACGUUUUGAAAGCAAAAAACUGAAUAAAAAGAAAGGAUGAAUAGCAUAAUGCAAAGUUUGACAUGCAAGAUAGCAUUGAUCAACAUUGUAUUUGGAAAUAAUUUUUACAGUAGAAAUAUUUGCAUUGUAUAUAAGCAAAUUAUCAAGAAAAUUAUAUAAUCAUAAUCAAGAUACAUUUGACAAAGAAAUCUUUCUUUGGAAUGAGCCUGAAGAAUAUGCUAUAAUUUUGUGAGAA
This is a messenger RNA of Centruroides sculpturatus (bark scorpion), 2524 nucleotides long. RefSeq lists its product as uncharacterized. The coding region runs from base 49 to 642 and encodes 197 amino acids. The record is from RefSeq and is a predicted model, not a curated record. The transcript has 3 exons. Lineage: Eukaryota; Metazoa; Arthropoda; Arachnida; Scorpiones; Buthidae.